AUGGCUGGCAAGCUUGAGCAGCAAAUGCUUAAAAGUCAAAGGAGACUCUGCAGCGUCCAUUCCACAGACCGGACUCCAUGGGCUCGGAAGCUUCCCUCUGCUUUUUCUGCAGCUGUGUUUGACAAACCUGACAUGGCUGAGAUUGAGAAAUUCAAUAAGCAGAAAUUGAAGACAGAAAUGCAAGAGAAAAAUCCACUGACUUCAAAAGAAAUGAUUGAACUGGAGAAGCAAACAGGUGAAUCGCAGUGA
This is a messenger RNA of Cynocephalus volans (Philippine flying lemur), 249 nucleotides long. RefSeq names its product thymosin beta-4-like. Gene Ontology annotation, biological process: actin filament organization; regulation of cell migration. Lineage: Eukaryota; Metazoa; Chordata; Mammalia; Dermoptera; Cynocephalidae. The transcript is spliced from 2 exons. Gene Ontology annotation, cellular component: cytoplasm. The coding region runs from base 1 to 249 and encodes 82 amino acids. The record is from RefSeq and is a predicted model, not a curated record. Gene Ontology annotation, molecular function: actin monomer binding.